CGGGGCGGCCAUUGGUUCCGAGGAUCACGUGGGUCCCUAACUUUGUUCACUUGACAGUAAGUAGGAGGGCUUUCGGAAACAGGAAAACGAGUCAGGGGUCGGAAUAAAUUUUAGUAUAUUUUGUGGGCAAUUCCCAGAAAUUAAUGGCUAUGAGUUCUUUUUUGAUCAACUCAAACUAUGUCGACCCCAAGUUCCCUCCGUGCGAGGAAUAUUCUCAGAACGACUACCUACCCAGCGACCACUCGCCCGGGUACUACGCCGACGGCGAGAGGCGAGAGAGCAGCUUCCAGCCGGAGGCGGGCUUCGCGCGGCGCGCGGCGUGCACCGUGCAACGCUACGCGGCCUGCCGGGACCCUGGGCCCCCGCCGCCUCCGCCACCACCCCCGCCGCCCCCGCCACCGCCCGGGCUGUCCCCUCGGGCUCCUGCGCCGCCGCCCUCUGGGCCCCUCCUCCCGGAGCCUGGCCAGCGCUGCGAGGCGGUCAGCAGCAGUCCCCCGCCGCCUCCCUGCGCCCAGAACCCCCUGCACCCCAGCCCUUCCCACUCCGCGUGCAAAGAGCCCGUCGUCUACCCCUGGAUGCGCAAAGUUCACGUGAGCACGGUAAACCCCAAUUACGCCGGCGGGGAGCCCAAGCGCUCUCGGACCGCCUACACUCGCCAGCAGGUCUUGGAGCUGGAGAAAGAAUUUCACUACAACCGCUACCUGACCCGGCGCCGGAGGGUGGAGAUCGCCCACGCGCUCUGCCUCUCUGAGCGCCAGAUCAAGAUCUGGUUCCAGAACCGGCGCAUGAAGUGGAAAAAAGACCACAAGUUGCCCAACACCAAGAUCCGCUCGGGCGGCGCCGCAGGAGGGCCCCCUGGCAGGCCCAACGGAGGCCCCCCCGCGCUCUAAUGCUCCCGGCGGGGGUGCU
Molecule: messenger RNA, 909 nt
Organism: Choloepus didactylus (southern two-toed sloth)
Lineage: Eukaryota; Metazoa; Chordata; Mammalia; Pilosa; Megalonychidae
Gene: HOXB4
Product: homeobox B4
Exons: 2
Coding region: 144-890 (248 amino acids)
Biological process (GO): regulation of transcription by RNA polymerase II; embryonic skeletal system morphogenesis; anterior/posterior pattern specification
Cellular component (GO): nucleus
Molecular function (GO): DNA-binding transcription factor activity, RNA polymerase II-specific; RNA polymerase II cis-regulatory region sequence-specific DNA binding
Source: RefSeq, a predicted model, not a curated record